Molecule: messenger RNA, 1250 nt
Organism: Brachypodium distachyon (stiff brome)
Lineage: Eukaryota; Viridiplantae; Streptophyta; Magnoliopsida; Poales; Poaceae
Product: E3 ubiquitin-protein ligase Os03g0188200
Exons: 1
Coding region: 187-753 (188 amino acids)
Biological process (GO): protein ubiquitination
Molecular function (GO): ubiquitin protein ligase activity
Source: RefSeq, a predicted model, not a curated record
ACACCGAGUCAUGUCUAUCAAAUUUUGACAAACUUAGACAUUUUUUUAGAAGUAGUCAGUAUAAUAUUUGGUGAGAACGGCGGCAUGAACGCCACGCAUAGUGCUUAGCUAGCUAGCUGCUGUCCAGACGAGAAGACGAGAGAAGCUCUGUCAGAACAGUUCCAGAGCUCGAUCCUCCAGGGAGCCAUGGCGACCGUGGGAUGGCUGCUGCUGCUGAUCAUCGUCUUCUUCCUCCUCCUCCCUCCGGCGGCCCUGCUCCUCGUCGUCGCCGCCGGCCGCCGCGCCACCGCGAGCCGCGUGAGCGCGCACUUCGCGUGGCCGUCGUCGUCGGCGGCCAUGGACGCGCGGCGGCGGGGGCGGAAGCGGUACGCGAGCUGGAGCAAGGCGGCGCCGGAGCAGCGGGAGCAGGAGCUGCGCGUGAAGCUCUACAGGAGCUCUUCUUCGUCUUCUUCUUCUUCUUCUCCGGCGCCGGUGGAGGAGAAGGUGGAGUGCGUGGUGUGCCUGAGCGGCGUGGAGGAAGGCGACGAGACGCGGGAGCUGGCGUGCCGCCACGUGUUCCACCGCGCGUGCCUCGACGCGUGGCUGGCCCGCCCGCCCGCCACGUGCCCGCUCUGCCGCGCCAGGCUGUCGUCGGCGGCGACGCCGGAGUCGGACUCGGACUGGGAGGAGGAGGCGGACUCCGACCUGGUGCUGCUCAUGGCGUACGUGCAGGGAACCGGCGGCGGCAGAGGCAGCUGGUUCUGGUCGCCAUGAGCGGUCGCCACGUGUAACGCUCUCGUGACACGUCGGCCCGUGCUGCGUGUGCACGUGUCUUCCACCGGCGGCCGAUAUGGCUCUUUUGCUCUUUGUAGCUCCUUUUUUAUUUUCUUUUUCUUUUUUUUUCAAUAGAAGGGCAUCUUUGUUUUUGUUUAAUUGUGUUUGGCACAGCGGAGGAUGGUUGAAUAGAUGUGGCACGAUAUGGAAAAAAAAGAGCUUAUAGUCUGGACAUGGGCGUUGCGGCGUUGCCACGAAGUACUCCCAUGAUCCUGACGAGUGCCCACGUUUUCACCGCUGCUCCGACGUGUGUCCAGACUCCAGACUAAUCUCUCUCUCGAUCUUAACGGGCCGGCCUUUCUUCUCGGGCAGAUGGGGUUGCAUAUCAAUGGGCUUUGGGCCCAACUGACCCCAGUUGCGCAACUCUCCUCCACGUACCAUAAAUUCAAAAUGUACUGCGGGUCGGCUCUGUUUGUAACUGGCCAAUCUAAUCCAAA